AACAAAUUGGAUGUAGUAACAAGUAGAAACUGGGAGGAAUAUCGUAGCACCCUACCUAAUUCCCCAUCUUUGUCGCAAUUUUGUAAUUUCAUUUGUAAUAAGGCUGAUUUACUAGAAACAAUUGAAGAUAAAUUAAAUCAGACUAACAAAUUACAACCUAAACCUAAGAGCUUUAUAGUUGCAACUAAUACUAACAGCGACAAUCUAGAUCAAAACAUACAAAAUAAUUCACAAAAUCAAAAAUUUAUAGAAAAAAUUAAAUGUCCAUUAUGUACUAAUAAUCAUCCACUUUACACAUGUGAAAAUUUUCGGAACUUACCUAUUGAAAAACGAAUUGUUAAAGUAAAGGAUUUCAAACUUUGUUUUAAUUGUUUACGUCCGGGUCAUUUAACUAAUCGAUGUAGAUUGUCGCAUUGCAAAUACUGUAAAGGCAAACAUAAUACGCUUUUGCAUGUUGACAAGCCUAAACCUACUUCUUACCAAGACCCCAUGCCUAGUAGUGUUGCCUUACCAACUAGCCUUUCUGGAGGUGCCUCUUUACCUACUUGCACGCCAGAUAAUGUAGUCUUAGCUAGUGACACUUCUACUGUACAUCAUACUACAUCUUCGCAUAUUUUGCUUUCCACAGCGUUGGUGAAAGUGGUCAGCGAGGGCAAGAAGGUCGACGCAAGAAUACUGCUGGAUAACGGUAGCACAGCCAACUUUAUUACGAGUUCAUUUUGUGACAGACUGCGAUUGCCUAGACGUAGUGCGAGCUCCACGGUGACAGGUAUAAAUAGUCAGAGUUCCACUAGCACACAGUCCUGUAACUUAGUCAUCGAGUCAAAUAACGGCGACUACAAAGCAGAGAUCGACUGUUUCAUACUGCCUCAGAUCACAAAACCAUUGCCGUUAUCAGUAAUUGAUACAACUAAAAUCCAAAUUCCAUCAAAUAUACAUCUAGCUGACCCUUCCUUUCAUAUUCCGUCAGCCAUCGACAUCUUAGUUGGCGCUGAAAUAUUUUGGAGCGUCAUAGGUCACGCUUCUAUUGACCUAGGCAAAAAUCAGCCCAAGUUUUAUGACACAAAGCUAGGGUGGAUUGUGUCAGGCCCUGUUGUGGCUCUUCAAUCACGUCCAUCGUCCUCAAAGCUUUCACAUUUUUGUAAUUUUUCCACAAUUGAAUCUAAUUUUCACCUUUGUUUGUUGUCGCAAUCUAAAUCAUAUUCAUCUAAUUUUUCAUCGCAGGAGGAACGAGCUUUGAAACAUAGAAAAGCACCUCCAAGCACACGGUGGACCUACACACCGUCUAUGAGCAAUCCAGCUGAUCAUUUUUCUCGCGGGCUGCAGGCUGACCUUAUCAGCGAGUGUUCUAUGUGCUCACGGCCUAACACUCGUAUUCAAAAAUGCCCGAGAAUAACGUGAAACAUUGCAUAAUAUUCCCAUUUCCAUAGUAUUCACAAUUUGUAACA
Molecule: messenger RNA, 1448 nt
Organism: Ostrinia furnacalis (Asian corn borer)
Lineage: Eukaryota; Metazoa; Arthropoda; Insecta; Lepidoptera; Crambidae
Exons: 2
Coding region: 490-1401 (303 amino acids)
Source: RefSeq, a predicted model, not a curated record